This is a messenger RNA of Tachyglossus aculeatus (Australian echidna), 1718 nucleotides long. It is a transcript of the gene IKZF3, whose product is annotated as IKAROS family zinc finger 3. The record is from RefSeq and is a predicted model, not a curated record. NCBI's taxonomy places the organism in Eukaryota, Metazoa, Chordata, Mammalia, Monotremata, Tachyglossidae. Gene Ontology annotation, biological process: regulation of transcription by RNA polymerase II. The transcript has 8 exons. Gene Ontology annotation, molecular function: RNA polymerase II cis-regulatory region sequence-specific DNA binding; DNA-binding transcription factor activity. The coding region runs from base 1 to 1680 and encodes 559 amino acids.
AUGUAUCCAGAGGGGAAGUCCCUGGUCCGGGAAUCUCCCCGCUGCUGCAGUGUAGAAUCCCAGCGAUCGUGGAGGAGCACGUGGGCCAGAGGCGGUGGAAGUAGCAGUGGCAGUGACAGCGGCAGCAGCGACAGGAUGGAAGAUACACAGUCAAGCAUGGAGCUGAGGAAUUUACAGGAGUCGAGUGGUUCCACAGAAGGUCCGGAAAUUUUGACUGACUGCAAUUCAGCCAAACUUCAGGAGGUGGAAAAUACGGAUAGUGGAGAAGAAACUAAAGACCAGACUCCCCCAAAUGAAGAUGAAGAUACAGGAGAUGAUUCAAUGAAAGUGAAAGAUGAAUACAGUGAAAGGGAUGAGAAUACUUUAAAGCCAGAGCCCAUGGAAAACGUAGAAGAGCCCGAAUUACCUUACAGCUAUGCAAGAGACUAUAAUGAAUACGAAAGCAUUAAGUUGGAGAGACAUGCUGUCUCUUAUGACAACAGCAGGCCAACUAGUGGAAAGAUGAACUGUGAUGUGUGUGGAUUAGCCUGCAUUAGCCUCAAUGUGUUGAUGGUUCAUAAGAGAAGCCACACUGGUGAACGCCCAUUCCAGUGUAAUCAGUGUGGGGCAUCCUUUACUCAGAAAGGUAACCUCCUCCGCCACAUUAAACUGCACACAGGGGAAAAACCUUUUAAGUGUCAUCUCUGCAACUACGCGUGCCAAAGGAGAGAUGCACUCACAGGUCAUCUUAGGACACAUUCUGUUGAGAAGCCGUACAAGUGUGAGUUCUGUGGACGGAGCUAUAAGCAGAGGAGCUCCCUUGAGGAGCACAAGGAGCGCUGUCGAACGUUUCUGCAAAGCACUGGCAUUUGCGACACCGCGAGCGUGGAGGCGAGACAUAUCAAAGCAGAGAUGGGAACCGAAAGAGCUCUCGUCCUGGACAGAUUAGCAAGCAACGUGGCAAAACGAAAAAGCUCGAUGCCUCAGAAGUUUAUUGGUGAGAAGCGCCACUGCUUCGACGUCAACUACAAUUCCGGCUACAUGUACGAGAAGGAGAGCGAGAUGAUCCAGACGCGGAUGAUGGACCAGGCCAUCAACAAUGCCAUCAGCUAUCUGGGGGCAGAAGCUCUCCGCCCCCUGGUCCAGACCCCUCCGGCCCCCACCUCGGAGAUGGUCCCGGUCAUCAGCAGCAUGUACCCCAUCGCACUGACCCGCUCCGAAAUACCCAACGGCACCCCGCCGGAGUUGGAGAAGAAGAGCAUCCAUCUGCCGGAAAAGAACCUGUCUUCCGAAAGAGGCCUCUCCCCCAACAACAGCGGUCCCGACUCCACGGACACCGACAGCAACCAUGAGGAGCGCCAGAACCUGGCCUACCAACAGAACCACCUGCUCGCCUCCCGGGCCCGCAACGGGCUGCCGCCCCUCAAGGAGCUUCCCCGCUCCUACGAGCUCCUCAAGCCCCCGCCGAUCUGCCCCCGGGACGCCUUCAAGGUGAUCAACAAGGACGGGGAGGUGAUGGGCGUUUACAGGUGCGAUCACUGCCGGGUCCUCUUCCUGGAUUACGUGAUGUUCACCAUCCACAUGGGUUGCCACGGCUUCCGUGACCCCUUCGAGUGUAACAUGUGCGGGUACCGAAGCCACGACCGGUACGAGUUCUCUUCUCACAUAGCCCGGGGAGAGCACAGAGCCAUGCUGAAAUAACCUGCCCACUCUUUCCCAGAGACCUGUAGAUCUCUCCC